Molecule: messenger RNA, 955 nt
Organism: Scleropages formosus (Asian bonytongue)
Lineage: Eukaryota; Metazoa; Chordata; Actinopteri; Osteoglossiformes; Osteoglossidae
Gene: mcidas
Product: multiciliate differentiation and DNA synthesis associated cell cycle protein
Exons: 4
Coding region: 1-915 (304 amino acids)
Biological process (GO): negative regulation of cell cycle; negative regulation of DNA replication
Cellular component (GO): nucleus
Source: RefSeq, a predicted model, not a curated record
AUGCAUACAUCUAUUCUGCCUGUCCAGGUACAGAACUCGGGUUGUAACAUUCAAGGCUUCUUGGAUUCUGCCGUCUCUUUCAUGCCAGACUCUCCUAACCUGGAUGAGGAUCGUUUGACCGCAGAAAGUUUGCUGCUCUCCGAUUUUGAGGAGUGCAUCAUACCUCCCCUCCCAUCUCUUCAGGACUGUACCCUGCAGAGCUGCCUGCCCAACCUCCCUGCAGGCCUUUCAGAACCCCAUCAUGACCUCCAACCACAACCUGAACACCAUGUAGAGCACUUCUGGAAGGGCCUGGCUGAUGACCAUCAUCAGGCUUUAGGAGAUGCUUUGAGCACCAAUAGUCAGCUUCACCUCACAUUACACAAAAAGGAGGAAGAGAUAGCAUCGCUGCAGGAACGGAACAUACAUUUGAAGGAACUGGCCAACAAAGCAAAACACUUAGCCUCCGUUCUUGAUAGGCUGAUGACUGCUGGAGAAGGAGAUCCCGCAAAGCCAGCUCCACCUGCUGCUGGCUCUCUGGUGAUUUGUGGCACCAAGCGCCGGAGGCUGGAGGACCUUUAUGAGCAGCCUCCUGGCUGUGAGGAUGUGGACGGCAUCCUGAGGGACAUAACAGAGAGGUGCAAUGCCAUGCUUCAGAAUGACAUGAAUCUGCUCCCUUCUCAUCAACAGGAAGCAGAAAUAAGCAGCCCCCAGGGGAUGGAAACCAUAAAGAUGUAUGGGGCAUUUACGGGGUUGCAGGCCUCCAUGGUGCCGAUUGGUGUCAGCACAGAGGGUGGGACAGUGGAUGAGGAAUCUGCAUUCCGGACCUCAAUCAGAGACCACUGUACAAUUCGUACCCUGACCUUUCCUCAAGGCCAUGCAUUCACCUCCACCACCCCCAAUGGGGGCUACAGAUUCCGAUGGGUUCCCAGCUAGUGCAGGCACUCAGCUAACUACACUGCCCUUAAUACCAGCA